Hyaloscypha bicolor E is the source of this 1872-nucleotide messenger RNA. RefSeq lists its product as uncharacterized. Gene Ontology annotation, molecular function: protein binding. The coding region runs from base 1 to 1872 and encodes 623 amino acids. The record is from RefSeq and is a predicted model, not a curated record. Lineage: Eukaryota; Fungi; Ascomycota; Leotiomycetes; Helotiales; Hyaloscyphaceae. The transcript has 2 exons. Gene Ontology annotation, cellular component: nucleus.
AUGGUUCGGGUGCUGGUUCCAAGCGUUGACAAUAUUUCUCAGGCCCUGGAAAAUUCGGAGAAGGGAAUCCAAAUUGAGUGGAUUGGCACGAGCACCUUCUUUUUGGAGCACAAUAUUGAGCUUCAAGGAGCAGGACAUCUAGAUAGUCUCAUUGCUUUUCGCAAAGCUCUUAUUCACGAUCUUUUGAUCUCACCUUACGACCCCUCUCUUCUCAUCGACCUCAGUGCCGUGGAAUCCAAGCUCGGAUUUACCGAUACAGGUGCAGCUAAUGCGCACAAGGCCCUCGUUUUGACUGAGGCCGCCUUAAAUGUCAAUACGUUUCUACAACAUCCGAGAGAUCUUGGUACUCUUGUCUAUGAGGCAAUAAGUAAGAGACUCGGAACUGAGUCACCCGUCGUCAUUGCCGAUGAGAUAACAAGUUUGAAUCUUCAAACAUAUCGAGAGCUUGUGAACGGACUCCUUGGGUGUGCGGAUUUCUGGGAUGGACUGGUCCAAGCAAAGGCUGGCCUGAAUCGUUUCCCUCGAGAUGCAGAACUCUUGGAAAUGCGGGGAGAUCUGAAGACGGCCUUUCUGGCGCGACACAAGGGGCUCAGGGAAGUCUUGGGCAAUGAGAAAGACAUCGUGGCGUCUACAAGGACGGGCAAGAUCUAUCAGAAGCAGUAUCCGUGGAUGGAUCAGAGUCUUUGUAUCCGCACGCCCGAUUUGCUGCGCCAUGUCAACGCAGGACUUGCUGGGAAUGGAACAUGCCAAGUCGAGCCUGUUGUAUUUGGGUCGUCAUCCCAACUUCCAAAAUUGCCCACCAAAGAAAACGAGGACGUUGGUCCUCUUGGUUUAUUCGCCGCGAGAGACAUCAAAUUAGACGAGAAAAUCAUGGUCGAUCAAUGCGUGACCGGCAUAUCCGAUGUCUCUCCAACAAGACUCAAGCACUGCGAGGCCUGCCAUGGAGCCCUCGUUGCACCUUAUAUGCACCCUACUCGAAUCAUCCGUCCAACUUGCUGCAAAACGGCAGCGUUCUGCAGCAUAGCUUGCCAUGAUACAGCACUUGCUGGCUAUCACAAGUUAAUGUGUAAGAAGAGUUUUGAUUGGCUCUUCGAGAGUCAGGGUUUGAUGGGCAAAGAAGGAUGUGGUACACGCUGGCGCCCAAUCCUCUUCCUUCGAGUGGUAGCCAUUGUCCUAGCAGAAGCUCGAGAACGAGCGAAAAAGGGAGAGCUAGCUAUCCACCCUCUGCAAUACCCACUGAUCGCACGGAUGGCCGCGAACUACUCUCCGGCAGACAAAGUGCAACCAGGUGUUAGCCACGAUUGGCAAUAUUUCGAGAAUGUUGUGGCACCCACCCGAAUCUUGAUGCAACUCGGCAUCAAUGUCUUCACCGACUCACAUUGGACUCCGGAGGUCAUUCAAACCAUAUUUUGGCGCAUCGAAAACAAUGCAAAUAUGGGAAAGACGAAUCUCACUGGGAAACAAAUAGUUAUGGUUAAUCUUAACCCGAACUACUUGUUCUUUAAUCACAGCUGCGAACCGAAUGUCUCGUGGCAUGGUGCCGUCCCAUCGGGUGAUGUUAGUAUUGAUUGGCUGAAGGGCAUGAAUGGUGAAAUCCUGAGCCCAGGAUGCUCUGCCGUUUGGUGCACCGCUGCACGUGAUAUCAGGAAGGGUGAAGAGUUGAAGAUUUCAUACAUUGGGAAUCCUCUUGGAAGCAAGGGUGAUGGAGAGGGAAGUGAGGGCGAGGGCGAGGCUGAUGAGGGGCGACACACGAAGAGAGCUUGGCUCGAGAAAUGGUUCGACAGGGGAUGUGGCUGCCGAAUCUGCGAAAAGGAGAAUAUGGAAACUGAUCGUUUGGAGGCAGUCGAGGCGGAGAGGGAGAAGGCAUUAUAG